AUGGAAUACACAGGCCUCGAACUCCCGGCGUAUAUCCUCGCCGCCCUGACCGGCGCGGGAGGAGCGGUUGGAUAUGCGCGGACGAAGAGCAAGCCCAGCCUCAUCGCGGGAACCGCGGUUGGCCUGCUCUACGGUCUCGGAGGCUACCGCAUCGCAAACAACGAGCCCUACGGCGUUGAGUUGGGUCUGCUCGCAUCGCUAGUCCUGGGCGGGUCUGCCUUUCCCCGCGCUAUCAGGCUUCGGAAGCCGGUGCCCAUCAUGUUGUCCUUGUUCGCGGCGUACGGGCUGUUUACCUUUGGGGAUGCGUUCCGUCGUGCUCUGUAA
Molecule: messenger RNA, 324 nt
Organism: Chaetomium strumarium
Lineage: Eukaryota; Fungi; Ascomycota; Sordariomycetes; Sordariales; Chaetomiaceae
Product: transmembrane proteins 14C-domain-containing protein
Exons: 3
Coding region: 1-324 (107 amino acids)
Cellular component (GO): membrane
Source: RefSeq, a predicted model, not a curated record